Xyrauchen texanus (razorback sucker) is the source of this 2046-nucleotide messenger RNA. Its product is annotated as CTD small phosphatase-like protein. NCBI's taxonomy places the organism in Eukaryota, Metazoa, Chordata, Actinopteri, Cypriniformes, Catostomidae. Gene Ontology annotation, molecular function: RNA polymerase II CTD heptapeptide repeat phosphatase activity. The transcript has 8 exons. The record is from RefSeq and is a predicted model, not a curated record. Bases 330 to 1160 code for a protein of 276 amino acids.
GACCGACUGCAGCUCUGACUCUGUUUUUACUCUCUGUCAGUGAUAUCUUUAGACCUCAUAUACCACAUGUGCUGAAAUGUUGCCGAUUUCCCGCCAUCUGACAGGAGUAUCGUGGUUCACACUGAUCCUUGCAUGAUCGCGCGGUGUGUUUUAUUUUUAUUUUGAUGUCGUGGUGUUGUAAUAUCGCUGUGCGGUGUAUGGUGCCUCUGCCUUCUGGACCAACACCGCUAGCUCGCUAGCUUAAGGAUAGCUGAAAAUAAUAAUAAUACAAAUAAAAACAAAACAAAAAAAAAAAAAAAAAAACAGGUGAGGAAUCAAAUCCCGUGUCCAUGGACAACACGUCCAUCAUUACCCAGGUAGCAAAUCCAAAGGAGGAAGAGAUAAUUUCUUCGUGUCAGGAAAAAGUUUCCCAGUCAAACAGCAGUUUAAAGAAACACAGGAACAGAAGUAUCUUUAGUCCCUUCUUCUGCUGUUUCCGGGACUAUAAUGUGGAACCAUCAGCCAACAACAACAAGACCUGCAGCCUUCCUCCACCUGCCGAGGAGAACAGCAGCCUUCCAAAGUGUGAUCAGGUCCAGGUCAUCCCUAUUCCCAGUCCUCCAGCCAAAUUCCUCCUGCCUGAGGUCACCAUUAAUGACUACGGCAAGAACUGUGUGGUGAUCGACCUGGAUGAGACACUCGUGCACAGCUCCUUCAAGCCCAUCAACAACGCAGACUUUAUAGUCCCUGUGGAGAUUGAUGGAACAGUUCAUCAGGUCUACGUACUGAAGAGGCCUCACGUGGAUGAGUUUCUGCAGAAAAUGGGCGAUAUGUUUGAAUGUGUUCUUUUUACAGCCAGCUUAGCAAAGUAUGCUGAUCCUGUAGCAGACCUGUUGGACCAGUGGGGUGUGUUCAGGGCACGGCUCUUCAGGGAAUCCUGUGUGUUUCACAGGGGGAACUACGUCAAAGACCUCAGCCGACUGGGCAGAGAGCUCAACCAAGUCAUCAUAGUAGACAACUCACCUGCCUCCUAUAUCUUCCAUCCAGAAAAUGCUGUGCCGGUACAGUCGUGGUUUGAUAACAUGACCGACACUGAGCUGCUGGAUUUACUGCCAUUGUUUGAAGACCUGAGCAGAGAGAAGGACAUUUACAGUGUGUUACAGAGCCUGAAGGCCAGGUAGCACACGGGUCCAGUACUGCCUUGCUUAACUUUACCACACAUACAUAAACAAAACCUGACAUCCAUUUCAGGCCAAGCCACCAUACAUCUCUGGCCUCUAGAGGACACCACUCACCCAGCAAAGGAGCAGAUAGCCGCAACUCCGUCCAUCACUCUACGGACAAAACCUUCCUGUUAUGUCCACCCUCAACGGUCCUCAGCAAUUAUGUAUACUCAGAUUCAAAUUCUGAUGCAGAAUGGAGAAAACAAGCAAACAACAAGUCAUUUUAUAACACAAGAGUUUACUAUCUUUGAGUUCUAUAUAUUUACCAGGAAAAAAAUAAGACAAACUAUUUUUCUGGGCAGGUGAAAAGACAGUUUUAAACUCUUCUGUUCAGACUAUGCAGGCAGUCUUUUCCACAUCAACAGUAAUGCUAACAACUGUGAUUUUCCCUCUUUCUCUUUUAAAAUAAAGUGCCUUCUUCUGACUGUUUUUAUGAGGACAUAAAUUACUUUUUUGUAUGCUGCAUAUUUACAGUGAAUUCGAAAUCUUUAAACAAAUACCCACUGUAAGACCAAGGGGAAAAUGUGAGUCUAUCGUUUAAAAUUCUGGUCAGGAGUCUUCACUGGACUGAAUAAUAUAUUAUUGGGCAAAUGAUGGUGCCAUUAUUUUCUUGGGUUCUAUUAUGCCUUUGAAAAUAAAGCAUAUAAGCAUUGAGUUUAAGAUGAUAAUCAGUGGUUUGCAUCUAUUACCCAUUUGUGAUUUGAAUUAAUGAUUAAAAAAAAGAAAAUAUAUAUAUAUAUAUAUUGUGAAAUAGGCUAAUGUUAACAAUCCAAUACGUCACGAUCAGAAAUUAAUACUCAUCAUUUUCUAAAUAAAAGAUGCAGUCAAUAAAGAUGUAAUCAAU